Molecule: messenger RNA, 2227 nt
Organism: Planococcus citri (citrus mealybug)
Lineage: Eukaryota; Metazoa; Arthropoda; Insecta; Hemiptera; Pseudococcidae
Product: glucosidase 2 subunit beta-like
Exons: 10
Coding region: 218-1780 (520 amino acids)
Biological process (GO): N-glycan processing
Cellular component (GO): glucosidase II complex
Molecular function (GO): calcium ion binding; protein binding
Source: RefSeq, a predicted model, not a curated record
GAUAACACUCAAAAAUUUUAUGAUGCGGCGACUUGCAGCCAUCUUGCAGCCAUAAAUUCAGAAAAUGUUUCCCAGUGACUGGCGUUUUUAAAGGGAUAAAUUACAUACCCAUCUAUCAAAAAUCAAUGUCAAGUGUUUGUUUUAGAAUUUAAGGCCAGUCAUCAGCUCCUUACUUUCAAGUGUUCUUUUCCGGAUUGCAUUCGCCAUUCGCCUCAUCAUGUUCGUAAAAUUAUUUGUAAUUUGCCAUUUUAUGGUUGCAUGUUAUUCCGACACAGUACAAAGGCCUAGAGGAGUUUCUCUGUCGAUGGUUUCGUUAUAUGCAGUGGAUAAAUACUUCACGUGUUUCGAUGGCAGUGCAACGAUGCCUUAUGAACGUAUCAACGACGAUUAUUGCGACUGUUUAGGUGAUGGCAGCGAUGAGCCCGGUACAUCAGCAUGCCCCAAUGGUAGUUUUUAUUGCAAUAAUAUAGGACAUAAACCUUCGUUUAUACCAUCUUCCAGAGUGAACGAUGGCAUUUGUGAUUGCUGCGAUGGUUCCGAUGAAUAUACCACUGAAACACAAUGCGAAAAUAAUUGCUACGAGUUAGGCCAAGCUGCGAGAGAAGAAGAAGCACGUAUCGUGGCUAUUAUCAAAGAAGGCAGUAAAAUUAAAAAUGAGCUCAGCUUGAAGGGAAAACAAUUGAAACGAGACAAACAAUACAAGCUUUUAGAACUGAUGAAAGAACAAUCCGAAGCGGAAAUUUUGAAAAGCGAAAAAGAAGGUAUUAAAAAUCGAAUUGAAGCCAAAGAGAAAGAAGCUUUAGAUGUGUACAAACAAUUAGAAGAGCAAAAAAGAAAAUUACACGAGGAAGAAGAGCGUUUGAAAAAUGAAAAAGAAGCGCUGGAGACCUUCAACCAAGUGGAUAGUAAUGGAGAUGGAAAUUUGGAUGCCGCCGAAGUAUCAAAAUUAUCGGUAUUAGAUCAGAAUAAAGAUGGAAUCGUAUCAGAAGAAGAAACCAAAGCCAUUCUUACCGGCGAAUCGCAAAUUCCUUUCGAGCAUUUCGUAUCUACCGGAUGGGAAUACAUCAAACAACUAAACAUAGUGAAAAAUAUUAAUUUAGAACAAAAAGAAACUGAAUCGGAUCAUGAUAUCGAAAAAGAGGAAAUUUCCGAAGACCAUCAAGAAUUAAAAGGCGAAAUUGAAGAAGAUGAUGAAGAUAAAGAUGAAUUACCAGAAGAUUCUGAACCUGGUACCGAUGAUGUAGAAUCCGUUCCCGAUGAAGAACCGAAGCAGGAAUACGACGAAGAAACUACUAAAAUUAUCAACGAGGCUAAUGAAGCUAGAACCGGGUUCGAUGAUGCUGUUCGUAACUUGAGAGAUAUUCAACGUGAAAUCAAACAAAUAGAAGAAUCACUUGAAAAAGAUUAUGGAAAAGAAGACGAAUUUGCGUAUCUUGUUGGAGAAUGUUACGAAUAUACAGAUAGAGAAUAUACUUAUAAGUUAUGCCCAUUUGACGAGGUCAGUCAACGUCCUAAAGAUGGAGGAUCUGAAACUCGCUUGGGAUCUUGGAAUAGUUGGGUAGAUAAUAAAUAUGACGUAAUGUUCUACAGUGGAGGACAGUCGUGCUGGAAUGGUCCUCAGAGACAAGCGCAUGUGAGAUUAACUUGUAGCACAAAUACCGAAGUUGUAGGAGCUUCAGAACCAAGUAGAUGUGAAUAUUUAUUGGAAUUCCAUACACCGGCUGCUUGUUUGAUGAAAGACAUAAAAGAAACUAUAAUUGAUCAACACGACGAACUUUAAUUAUGCACGCAGCUUUUUUUUUGUCAUGAUUUGGCAAAUGAUGAUUUCCUUCAAUAAAUUCCGUGUUUCAUGUUGAAACUAUUAUUUAUGGUUAUGAAUAUUAUUUACGUGUGUGUUUCCGUUUAAAUUUAAGGUCGUCAAAAAUUUUAGUCUUGUUUUCUUCACAUUUUAUUUAAUUUCGUUAUUUUUGUUCUUCAAGUAUUACGAGAUUCUAUUUUUAAUUAUCAUGAUAGUAGAUUUUAUUUUUAAUGAAGUUGCUGUGAAAUUUUUUUUUUCAAUAGGAUUUUGUAGGAUUGGGAGUUGAAUUUUGUUAAUCAAUUUAUACUUAAAUUUUCAUUUUAUCGGUAUUUUGUAUUAAAAUGUUGUACGUUGAAAACUGUAAUUUUAUAUGUACCUAUUUUAUUUCUUUUUCUAUACCUAUUAUUAUAAAAUGUCAUCGUUUCAUGA